GUGGUUGAGCCGUACAACGCGACAUUAUCUGUUCAUCAACUGGUGGAAAAUACCGACGAGACUUUCUGUAUCGAUAAUGAGGCUCUCUAUGACAUCUGCUUCCGCACUCUGAAACUGACUACACCAACCUACGGAGAUCUCAAUCAUCUGGUGUCAAUGACAAUGAGCGGAGUAACCACGUGUUUACGGUUCCCUGGACAGGUAGAUAUGGCAUUACUUGUCUUGAAUGCCUGCUGUGGACAGCGAGUGUUGACGUCUGUGAUUGGUGAACACUCAGAGGCGCCAAUGACAAGCAGUGCACCGUGGUCUCCUAAGGCCUACGUUUACAGCGGACAUCUCACAUUUACAUCAUGA
This is a messenger RNA of Ostertagia ostertagi, 354 nucleotides long. The record is from the annotation of a GenBank genome assembly. Lineage: Eukaryota; Metazoa; Nematoda; Chromadorea; Rhabditida; Trichostrongylidae.